Molecule: messenger RNA, 1743 nt
Organism: Solanum lycopersicum (tomato)
Lineage: Eukaryota; Viridiplantae; Streptophyta; Magnoliopsida; Solanales; Solanaceae
Product: cytochrome P450 704C1
Molecular function (GO): iron ion binding; oxidoreductase activity, acting on paired donors, with incorporation or reduction of molecular oxygen; heme binding
Source: RefSeq, a predicted model, not a curated record
UUCAAGUUUCUGUCAAUACAUUUUCUAUGUGAUGUGUGAUCAAUUUUCUUGAUUUAACUUUGCAUCUGUGUGGUAUAUAGUGCAUAGAGAUGGUUAUCAUCUCUCCAUCAGAAAAAAGAAAUGGAUGUUCUUUAUACCAUUUUCAUCUCCAUAGCUAUUCUCUUGUUGAUUUGUGUGACUCCUACAUUAGUUUUAACAGUAAGGAUCUAUGCUGGCAAGUCAAUCAGAAACCCCAAAUAUGCACCAGUGGAAGGGAAUGUGUUCCAUCAGCUCUUAUACUUCAACAUAAUCUAUGAUUAUCAAACAGAAUUGGCUAAAAAGACUCCUACUUUCCGGCUUCUGGCGCCGGAGCAGAGUGAAAUAUAUACCACUGAUUCAAGAAAUAUUGAGCACAUUCUUAAGACAAACUUUAGCAAGUACUCUAAAGGAAAGAGAAAUCAAGAGGUUAUAAUGGAUUUGUUUGGUGAAGGGAUUUUCGCGGUGGAUGGUGAGAAAUGGAAGCAGCAGAGGAAACUUGCAAGUUUUGAGUUCUCAGCUAGAGUAUUGAGAGACUUUAGCUGCAAAGUUUUCAGAAAAGGAGCAGCCAAAUUGGUCAGCAAGGUUUCUGAGUUCUCUCUUGCCAACCAAGUUUUUGAUAUGCAAGAACUGCUAAUGAGAUGCUCCCUGGAAUCAAUAUUCAAAGUUGGCUUUGGAGUUGAUCUGAACUGCCUGGAUGGAUCAAGUGGAGAUGAUAACGAAUUCAUCAAGGCCUUUGAUGAUUCAAAUGCAUUGUCAUAUUGGCGUUAUGUCGAUCCAUUCUGGAAGCUUAAGAGAUACUUCAACAUCGGAUCUGAAUUUCUUCUGAAAAAGAACAUCAAGUUCAUCCAAGAAUUCGUUGAUGAAUUGAUUAGAACGAGGCGCAAACAGCUAGAAAUGAAACAAGAUUCUAUGGAUAAGGAGGACAUACUCUCAAGGUUCCUAGUAGAGAGCAAGAAGGAUCCAGAAAAAAUGACUGAUCGGUAUCUCAGAGAUAUUAUACUGAAUUUCAUGCUUGCUGGCAAAGAUAGUACUGCUAAUACUCUUUCAUGGUUUUUCUAUGUGCUUUGCAAGAACCCCUUGAUCCAAAUAAAGAUUGUUGAGGAAAUAAGAGAAGUUAUUGGCAAUAACAUGAAGGAUAAUGGAAGUGUGGAUGAUUUUGUAGCAAGUAUUACAGAAGAAGUCCUCGAGAAAAUGCAUUAUCUUCAUGCAACAUUAACAGAGACCUUGAGGCUAUACCCUGCUGUCCCAGUGGAUGGCAGGUGUGCGGAUGCAGAUGAUGUUCUUCCUGAUGGCUUUCACGUCAAGAAAGGGGAUGGGGUUUAUUAUAUGUCCUAUGCAAUGGGGAGGAUGCCUUACGUUUGGGGGAAUGAUGCUCAGGAUUUCCGACCUGAAAGAUGGUUGAAAGAUGGGAUUUUCCAGCCAGAGUCACCAUUCAAAUUCAUAACAUUCCAUGCUGGUCCAAGAUUGUGUCUAGGCAAAGAUUUUGCUUAUCGACAAAUGAAGAUAUUAUCAAUGGCUCUUCUCCAUUUCUUCAGGUUCAAAUCGUCCGAUGACACGAAAGAAGUAACUUAUAGAACCAUGUUUACCCUCCACAUCAAAGAAGGGCUUCAGGUUAAUUAUAGUAAUCAAGAAAGCAUAGAGAUACAAGGGCAUGCCAAUUGGUGAUAUGAGGACAAGCAAGCCAAAACAGGAGAAGCAGUUGCAGGCGAGAUAAACCUUACGGUA